Molecule: messenger RNA, 1113 nt
Organism: Penicillium bovifimosum
Lineage: Eukaryota; Fungi; Ascomycota; Eurotiomycetes; Eurotiales; Aspergillaceae
Product: Gfo/Idh/MocA family protein
Exons: 1
Coding region: 1-1113 (370 amino acids)
Molecular function (GO): nucleotide binding
Source: RefSeq, a predicted model, not a curated record
AUGUCUAUCAAAAUCGCUAUAUUCGGCGCAGGCCUCAUCGGCCCUCGUCACGCGCAAUCCGUGAUCUCCAACCCCUCAACAGAGCUCAUCGCUCUCGUCGACCCCAUGCCAACCGGCGAAGCCAUCGCCACCAGCCUCAAAACAAACUACUACCCCUCCGUAGCCUCCCUACUUGCAUCCCCACACCGUCCCAACGCAGCAAUAGUCUGCACACCAAACCACACCCACGUCAAAAUCGCCAAAGAACUCCUAGCAGGAGACGUCCACGUCCUCCUAGAGAAGCCCGUGAGCGAAACCCCAGAAAGCGGCCGCUCCCUCCUAGAGUUCGCACAAGACCCCUCACAGGCCCACCUUAAACUCCUAGUCGGCCACCACCGCCGCUUCAACCCUUACGUGCGAGCCACAAAGUCAAUUCUAGAGUCCGGAUCCCUCGGCCGCGUAAUCGCCGUAAACGGUCUGUGGGCUCUAUACAAACCAGACGAAUACUUCGCGGCGCCGACAGACUGGCGCGCUUCGAACGAACGAGGCGGCGGCGUCAUCCCCAUCAAUCUCGUCCACGACAUCGACCUCAUGCACCACCUUUUCGGUCCGAUCGUGCGCGUGACUGCAGAAAAGACACUUCCACAGCGUCCGAGUCCGCCACAUAGUGCUGAUGAGGGGGCUGCGUUGACGCUGCGCUUUGGUUCGGGUGUUGUAGGGACGUUUUUGGUUUGCGAUGCGACACCGUCGCCGCAUAAUUUUGAGACUGGGACUGGGGAGAACCCACUUAUUCCAAAAUCCUCGACGGGUGCGGAUUUCUAUCGCAUCUUUGGGUCCGAGGCUUCGCUUAGUGUGCCGGAUUUGACGCGCUGGAGUUAUGAUGGGAGUCCGGCGAAGAGCUGGAAUGCGCCGUUGACUGUUGAUCGGAUGCCGUUACCUGACGAUAGGGAUAUGGCUCCGUUUGAUUUGCAGCUCGCGCACUUUGUUGACGUUAUUAAUGGGGAUGCUCUGCCUAGUUGUACUGGCGAAGAGGGGUUGCGAGCUUUGAUUGUCUGUGAAGCUGUUCAGGAAGCCAUGCGGUCUGGUCAGCCUGUAGAUAUUGAUGUAGAUUUGUUGGCGGCGUCGAAUAAAUAG